AUGAGGAGACUUUUCACCUUAGCAGCAGCAGUGGGGACUGCCCAUGCCGCUGGCCUUACUGAUAUCUGCACUGAUUCCUAUAUCAAGGCCGCGCUACCUGCUGAUGGUACGUUUGAAGGCAUUUCUAUGAUCCCAAGCUCUGUCUCAACCACCACCCACACCAACGUGUCCAUCAGCAGCUCGAACUUCUUCCCGGCUGCCACCAUCAACUACUGCGGAGUCACCUUCAACUACACGCACAUCGGGCGAAAUGACCGCGUGGCCCUGACCUAUUGGCUGCCUGCCCCGGCCGACUUUAAGAACCGCUUUCUCACCACCGGGGGUGAGGCCUACGAGAUCAACGAGGGAUCCGGAACCACAGGGUCUUUACCCGGCGGUGUCAUGUACGGCGCGGUGGCCGGUCUGACCGACGGUGGCUUCAACGGACAAUCCUUUGACGAUGUCUUCCUCCUCGCCAACGGUACCGUCGACUGGCAAAACACCUUCAUGUUUGGCUACCAAGGUAUCCACGAGAUGAUGGCCAUUGGCCGGGAACUGACCCGCAACGUGUAUAACACCGGGGAAGACAAGGUCUACACCUACUACCAAUCCUGCUCCGAGGGUGGCCGUGAGGGGUGGUCGCAGGCCCAGCGGUACGGUUUCGACUACGACGGGAUCAUCGUCGGCGCGCCGGCCUUCCGCUUCGCCCACCAGCAGAUCAACCACCUGGUGCCCAACGUGGUGGAGCAAACCAUGAACUACUACCCGCCUCCGUGCGAGUUGGAGCUGAUCGUCAACGCCACCAUUGCGGCCUGUGAUCCGCUGGAUGGGCGCGCAGAUGGAGUCAUUGCCCGCUCGGAUCUGUGCAAGCUGCAUUUUAACUAUACCUCGCUGAUUGGAGCCCCCUACUACUGCGCAGCCAGCUCGGGAGGCGACAGUCUGGGCCUCGGGUUCAGCAAACGCCAGUCGAUGGGCACGACCCCGGCACAGAAUGGAACCGUCACUGCCGAGGCAGUAAAACUGGUCCAGACCCUCCUCGCCGGUCUGAAAGACAGUCAAGGCCGCCAGGCAUACCUGUAUUUCCAACCAGGCGCGGACUUUGACGAUGCAGAAACCACGUACGACUCCGAGACCGACUCCUGGGGCCUCAGCAUCGACGGCAACGGGGGCGAGUUCGUAGCCAAGUUCCUGAAUCUGCAAGACGUUAGCUCACUCUCCUCCCUCGACAAUGUCACCUACGAUACCAUCCGCGACUGGAUGCAAAUGGGCUGGACCAUGUACGAAGACACCCUGAUGACCCAUAACCCCGACCUCAGCGUCCUGCAGCAGUCCGGCGGCAAGGUCCUGCACUUCCACGGCGAGCAAGACCCUAGUGUGCCCACCGCCUCCUCGGUCCACUACUAUGAGGCAGUCCGCAAGAUUAUGUUCCCCAACAAGUCGCUCCACGCCGGUGCUGCUGCUCUGGGCGAGUUUUACCGGUUGUAUCUGGUCCCUGGCAUGGCGCACUGCGGUACGAACAGCGAACAGCCCAAUGGGCCUUUCCCCCAGACGAACCUGGCUGUCAUGAUUGACUGGGUGGAAAAUGGCGUGGUUCCCGUGACGCUCAACUCGACGGUCCUCCAGGGCGAUAACGAGGGUGAGCACCAGGAGAUUUGUGCUUGGCCGCUGCGCCCGCUUUGGUCGAACAAUGGAACGAAAAUGGAGUGUGCCUUCGAUCAGGCGUCGUAUGAUACGUGGAUUUACGACUUCGACGCUUAUAAGCUUCCUCUUUACUAG
This is a messenger RNA of Aspergillus eucalypticola CBS 122712, 1755 nucleotides long. Its product is annotated as tannase and feruloyl esterase. Lineage: Eukaryota; Fungi; Ascomycota; Eurotiomycetes; Eurotiales; Aspergillaceae. Bases 1 to 1755 code for a protein of 584 amino acids. The record is from RefSeq and is a predicted model, not a curated record. The transcript has a single exon.